AGCUGCAGCAGCAGCUGAGCGCAAAGGUUGUUUUGUGGAUUUGAGUUGGUCGACCCCCCCCCCCCCCUUCCCCAGGACACACCCAAGACUUCCACUUCCCUCGUCGAUCCUCUUCUUCUUCCUGAAGCGCGCAGCAGCCGCACGUUGUGGAGAUGAGUUACCCAGGUUAUCCUCCUCAGUCGGGCGGUUAUCCACCCCAAGCGGGCGGAUACCCGCCGCAAGGGGGAGGCUACCCGCAGGCCGGCGGCUACCCGCCCCAGGCGGCAGGGGGCUACCCGCCCCAGGCCGGAGGCUAUCCCCCGCAGGCGGGCGGCGGAUACCCACCCCAAGCCGGCGGAGGUUACCCACCCGCGGGCGGCGGUUACCCGCCCGCAGCGGGGGGCUACCCUGGACAGGGCGGCGGCUACCCUGCGCCGGCCGCAGGAUACCAACAGCCUCAGGCCGGAGGAUACCAACAGCCUCAGGCGGGGGGCUUUCCGUCCGUGCCUCCGGGAGGUGGUGGCUGGGGGGCGGCGCCAGGAGCUUACGGCGUGUCAGGGGGGGCUCCACAGGGGUACCCCGGGGCGGCGGCACCAGGCCAGCAGCCCAUGCCCAACUACCCCAGCGGAGGCGGGUACGGAAGCGGCGUUCCGGCCAACCCUCAGGCGCCCGCCGUCCCGACGGGCUUCAGGGGCUCCAUUAAGGACUUCCCUGGGGCCGAUCCACUGAGGGACGUGGAGGUUCUUCGCAAGGCCAUGAAGGGUUUCGGCACGGACGAAAACGCCAUCAUUGAACUUCUGGGAAGCCGAAGCAACAAGCAGAGAGUUCCCAUGGUGGCGGCGUACAAAACAACUUACGGAAAGGAUUUGCUCCACGACCUCAAGUCGGAGCUGACUGGAAACUUUGAGCAUCUCGUUCUUUCCAUGAUGAAGAGCCCGGCGCAUUUUGACGCGUCUGAACUCAGAGAGGCAAUAAAGGGAGCCGGGACGGAUGAGGCUUGUCUGAUCGAGAUCCUCUCGUCUCGCUCCAACUCUGAGAUUCAGGAAAUAGUGAGGAUUUACAAAGCGGAGUACGGCAAAAGUCUGGAGGACGCCAUCAACAGUGACACUUCCGGUCACUUCCGAAGACUCCUGGUUUCCCUCUGCCAGGGCAACCGCGACGAAAGAGACAACGUCGACCUGUCGCUCGCCAAACAGGACGCUCAGAAACUUUACGCCGCGGGGGAGAACAAAGUGGGCACGGACGAAUCCCAGUUCAACGCCAUCCUGUGCGCCCGCAGCAAGCCUCACCUGCGGGCCGUCUUCCAGGAGUACCAGCAGAUGUGCGGUCGAGACAUCGAGAAGAGCAUCUGCAGAGAAAUGUCGGGCAACGUGGAGUCUGGCAUGGUGGCGGUGGUGAAAUGCAUCAAGAACACGCCCGCCUACUUUGCCGAGCGACUGCACAAGGCCAUGCAGGGCGCCGGGACCAAGGACAGGACCCUGGUCCGCAUCAUGGUGUCCCGCUCCGAGAUUGACAUGCUGGACAUCAGGCAGGCGUACGUGAGGACCUACGGGAAGUCGCUGUACACGCACAUCUCCGGCGACACCUCCGGUGACUACAAGAAGCUGUUGUUGAAGCUUUGCGGCGGUAACGACUAAAAGACGUCGUACGACGACGAGGGCGCCACACGUCAGCGCUCCGCCCGACCUCGCAGCAAGUCUGACCGCGGCCACCUCGUCCUUAGUUUUGUGUCUACGUUGUAGCCAUCGCUAGCCAAAUUAACGCUUAGAAGACACGUUUGAACUUUAGCGCAUCGAAGAAGUGCCUGCCUGGAAAUUUGCCCACGCAGAAGAUUGAAUGUGUAUCCAUAUAUUCAUUAAUACGCCAUUGUCGAGUGUCAAGUGAAGUGCUGUAAAUACUUCAGUGCUUCACUUUUUUUCCCACAUUACAUGUUAGUUUGAUUCUACAAUUGAAUCAUAGCGCUGCGCAUCGUGAAAAACUCAAAUAGUAUUUUUGUUUUUAAACAGCUUUACAAAUGCAUCGAACAGGAAAAAAAAAAUGACGUACUGUACAUCUACGGUGGUACCUUGACUCACAACAUCCACUUUCCAAGCCGCUCAGCCUCACAAGGGUCGCGGGAGUGCCGGACUGAGUUAACUUGAGGCGAAAGGCGGACUGCGUCCAGAACCGGUCGCCCGUCAGUCGCGGGGGGGGGGGGGUCACAUGUCGACACCGUCACUGAGCGGGAAUCGAACCCACGGUGCCCACCGCAAAGUCGGCCGUGUGUGACUCACAGCAUUUGUAGCUCUAAUCAACAAAAAUGAAAAAAGUUGUCAUGUUUUGAACGAGAAUCAGAGAAUUCAAGAUGGCCGCCCGGGGGCAGGAUAAUGCAGGGUCACGACUCCUCAAUAACUGCAGUAAUAUUUGUCGUUUUCCGCUGAGGUUCAAGAGUAUAAAUACCUGUGAGUAGUUUCAUUGUUGAGUCUCCUCCGAGCCGAUGCUCUUUUUUUAGCCCGUCUGUGGCGUUUUGCAUUCUGUGUUGAACAACCCUCAAGUCAAGGUAUCAAAGUAUUUUCUACUUUUGAACUUUUCUGAUUUUAUACUUUAUAAGCCAGUCGAUUGGGCCCUGCCGCCAAACGUUACCAUACAGGUAGAGCCAUUUUACAUGUAUAUCAAUUAUAAAGAUGUUACUCGUGCAAGCUUUUUUGUAGGGUCCCUAAUACAUUUCCCGUUAUGAUUUAUGUGCAUAAUAUCUGCAAUAUUAAUGCCUGUGCCCUAACCUGAAGUAUACUCGUGCCUGCUAACCUAUGCAACGUAAUCAUCGCCUCAUGCACUUGGGUUAGCCUUUUUAUUGAACAGAAUUGUAUUUUUUUUUUUUUUUUCAUUUCCGGCUAGUUCAGUCAGCGGCCUUCUGCGCCAGUGCCACUAGGGGGCCCUGUCGAGACAUUUUGCACCUGAAUCUCUUUUUCCAUUUGACAAUCUUGGGAUUUUAAAGCUGGACAUGUACAAAAUAUACGGACUAAUACCACAGUUGUCACUUCAAUCAGAUAAAUUAAAAAAAAAAAAAAACGA
This is a messenger RNA of Syngnathoides biaculeatus (alligator pipefish), 3030 nucleotides long. It is a transcript of the gene anxa11b, whose product is annotated as annexin A11b. The transcript has 15 exons. Gene Ontology annotation, cellular component: cytoplasm. The record is from RefSeq and is a predicted model, not a curated record. Gene Ontology annotation, molecular function: calcium-dependent phospholipid binding; calcium ion binding. Gene Ontology annotation, biological process: cytokinetic process; phagocytosis. The coding region runs from base 153 to 1616 and encodes 487 amino acids. NCBI's taxonomy places the organism in Eukaryota, Metazoa, Chordata, Actinopteri, Syngnathiformes, Syngnathidae.